AGUCGCGUAAGAGAAACCUCAAGCCAAGGCUGCGCACGCCGGACUCCGCUACGCAUCUGUCUCAGUUCGCGAGUUGUCGAGUAUAAAUUACACACUCCCGCUGUUUCUUGCGCCUCUUGACUGAGUUUAAGAGGAGAAAGAGCACCGCGAUGGACCGCGACGUGGCGCGCUUCGCCACGGUCUUCCUGGCGUCGCUGGUCGUCGCCGAGGCGACCUUGCCCGACGCCUACCGCCACGCGGCGUCGCACGUCACCCUGGCCCUGCUGUCGCUCGUCGUCGCAGACCUGGGCCUCGCCCUGCUGGACAGGAUCCUGCCCAGGAGGCUACUGCCGGACCUGGGCGGCAGGGCGGUGCUGGUCACAGGCUGUGACUCGGGGUUCGGCCAGCAGUGCGCCAGGCGUCUCGACGCCCUGGGCGUGACCGUGUACGCCGGCUGCCUUAUGCCACAAGGCACCGGCGCCGCCGCCCUCAAGGCAUCUACCUCGUCGAGGCUCCACAUCGUGCCCCUGGACGUCACCAAGGACGACAGUGUCCAAGCGGCCGUGCAGCUCGUGAAGGGCACCAUCGGCGACAAAGUGCUGUGGGCGGUGGUCAACAACGCUGGUGUCCUGAGCGUGGGAGAGCUCCACUGGACAUCCACGGAAGAGAUCAGCAAGGUGUUCGACGUGAACGUCUUCGGCAUGGUCCGCGUCACGAAAGCCUUCCUCGACAUGCUCAUCGAGUCCAAGGGCAGGGUUGUCUGCGUUGCCAGCGCCGCAGGUCGGUUGACUCUGUCGCCGCUGCUGGUCUACUGCAUGAGCAAGCACGCGGUAGUGGCCCUUGCCGACGGCCUCAGACUGCAGAUGAGAAAGUGGUCGGUCGGCGUGCACUGCAUCGAGCCGGUCAUCUACAAGACCAACUUGAGCGAAGAAAUCAACAUCAGGAGCGCUCUGAACAGAGGGUGGUCAAGUUGCCCAAGCGAAGUUCGUCAGCAGUACGGAGAGGAGUACUUCACCAACUACUCGGAUCGGAUCGUCAGCUUCUCGAUCCACACGUGCUUCAAGAACACGUCGGCGGUGGUGGACUCCAUGGUGGAUGCUGCCGUGGGCGCCAGCCCGAAGAUCACAUACUCCUGUGUACCGAGUGCAAUACUUUCGCUGAUUCCCAACAGUAUUAACGAUGCCAUUCAUAAACUCAUAUUACGAACGAAAUACCAGCCAGCUGCUUUAAACCCCAUUUGGAAGAAGAAAGUCAAAGAAUAGUCUUCUUAGAUUGUCGUCUACUGAUUAACACAUUACAUGAUGUAUUCUAUAAGGUGUCAUUAAAUCAUUAAAAAAAAAAAAAAAAA
Molecule: messenger RNA, 1327 nt
Organism: Bacillus rossius redtenbacheri
Lineage: Eukaryota; Metazoa; Arthropoda; Insecta; Phasmatodea; Bacillidae
Product: retinol dehydrogenase 16-like
Exons: 9
Coding region: 150-1241 (363 amino acids)
Biological process (GO): steroid metabolic process
Cellular component (GO): intracellular membrane-bounded organelle
Molecular function (GO): oxidoreductase activity
Source: RefSeq, a predicted model, not a curated record